This is a messenger RNA of Ornithodoros turicata, 2654 nucleotides long. RefSeq lists its product as uncharacterized. Gene Ontology annotation, biological process: chitin catabolic process; carbohydrate metabolic process. Bases 42 to 1508 code for a protein of 488 amino acids. The transcript is spliced from 6 exons. Gene Ontology annotation, molecular function: chitinase activity; chitin binding. The record is from RefSeq and is a predicted model, not a curated record. Lineage: Eukaryota; Metazoa; Arthropoda; Arachnida; Ixodida; Argasidae. Gene Ontology annotation, cellular component: extracellular region.
CGAAGUCAUUUAGCUUGCCCCAUCCCAUAUUCGGAAGAAAAAUGAGCGCAGCACCCGAUCAUUUGGUGGCCGGUUCAUUAUUACUGCAUUCACCGGCAACAGACUUUACUUCACCAGGUCCGACGGUUGAGAACCUAGAAGAUUUCCGGGUUCAGCCACCGCACAGCAACAUGGUAGCCACCAUACCACCAUCAACUAUAAAGAUGAGCUGGCAGAACUACGUAUUCGCCGUGAGCGCCAUCUUGACCAUAGUCCUUGUACCUGGAGGUCUGGUCUUCAUCCCCUAUCUUAAAGGUCACUCUGCCAGGCAUGCCAUGGUGGCAGGACAAUUCCCUGUAGCCCAACAUCAGUCCCUUAGUGAGAACCUCGAGCUUCGCGCCUGCAACAUUGAGCCAGAGGUUUUCAACGGGACAGGUGUCCACAACAAGCUCAGUAGGCCUCCAGGAGAGAACAUCGUAAGGCAUCGCCUUCUCGUCUGCUUCUACGAGGCUUCUGAGUACGACCCCUACGGCGUGGCAAGGAUGCCGCUCCAUCUAUGCACCCACUUGGUGUAUGGAAGCUAUGGCCUCAAUGGCACUGGUUUAGUUUCGAAGCAGCCCAACAUGGACAGAGGCAACGGCCUUACAGCUUUGGUACGGCUGACAGGGUCCACACUACCAGUGCUUCCAGUGCUCGUAACGAUAGGAGGACGUGAAUCGGACGCCAAACACUUCUCCACUGUGUCCGGGAAGUCUGAAACUCGGAAACAAUUUGCACAAAAAGUCUACGACUGGACAUUUUCACAGAAUCUCAAGGGGAUCAACAUAGACUGGCGUUAUCCUGGUGGACCCUGUGGAUCCCACGAAGACAAGAAGAACGUACUGCCUCUUGUCGUUACCUUACGAACAACAGCGAGGCCAAACAAUCUCUUAGCGCUUUCAAUCCCACCCGAAGAAUCAUUAAUUGAAAGAGGUUUCGAACUGCAGCGGCUUUUGCCUCUCCUCGACUUUCUCUUCGUGAUGACACACACCAGAUCGUACACAACAUUGCCGCACAUUGACUGCCCUGGUCUACGCCGUCUUGAGGUGGCCACCCUACUGAUGAGGACAGGCUUGACGUCGUCGGACAAAGUGUGUUACAGCGUGUCAUUGGCAGGCGCUGCAUUCCGGUCCAAAGGUCAUCGAGUGGGAGCCAGCUAUGAACAGCUAGGUUGGCCCUCUGCAGCCGAUGGCAGAAACAUGAGUCAUGGCGUCGGCUACGUUACGCUCACGCAACACUGUCGGACGAAUGGGUGGACGUCUCAGAAGCCGGCUGAUCCCGAAUGCAGCGUCCUCUACCGCAAUGUGACGGGCGGGUCGUAUGACGUCAUAGCUCAUGCAGCACCCGACGACUUUGCGCGACGUCUAGAGAAGACAUAUGCAGAGCACGAUUUGGGUCACACCUGUCUGGCCGUUUUCCAUGUCUUCCACGACGAUCCUGCUGGACACUGUGGCAAUGGACCGUGGCCUCUGCUCAGGACGUUAGCCUAAACCCAUGUGCGGUCAAUCACGCCAGAUGUAGUUAGAAGCCAGCCAUGUCAAAAUAGUGUUACAAUUCUCUAUUAGAAGCGUUGUCCGGACUCAGUGUCCGGGUACUGCGAGAAACAUUCCGCUGAGGCCUUUUGUUCGAUCAAAGAAGUGACUGCUCAGAAAAUAACUUCUUAUAACGGCACCAUGCAGAUAUGGGGAUUAUCGCAUUCGUUCCGGCCGAUUCCAAAACUAUAGUGCCGUUUUACUCCUUAUACCGUCAAUAAUGCCGAAAAUCAGACGCGAACUAGUGGUGUACCUUUUGUGCAAUUUGACGUAAUGCACGACAACAGCAGAAGAUAGAUGUUGAGAAUAGGCCGGAAUUCCCUCUCUGGAAAUCGGAGGAAACGUCGGAAAAGUCGAAUCAGGGAGCGACCUUUCGUGGCCAGCGGACGGAUGGACGGGCGUCUGUAGGUCGGGGAGGGUCUGUGAUCGGCUUGUGGAAUGCCACGUCUAUGUUGGAUGUGUUCUCAUAGCAGGAGCGUAACACCGCGUUCCACGCUACAUGGCCGCCCUAAAUUGACAGCCGGAUAUGUGAUCCAAAGAGCGCAUUGGUGCUCUGCUUCGCGCAAGAAAUAUGUAAACCGAAACCGAUUAAUUACUCGAAAAAAUCACUACAUGUCGACGGAGUUUUUUGCUUGCAAUAUUUUUCGCUGAAGGUCCCGAUGCGUAAAACAUGUUCCGUAAGCGUGCGAAGUAAAAAAUUCGCACCGCACGUUUUUCCAACGGAAUUGGCAGGCGCAUGUUCGAUUUACCCCGAAACAUCACUGAUGGUAGAUAAACUGAAUAGCUUCAGAGUACUGCAUGUGAUGUACAACUGCAAGUUCUACGCUAGAAGGCGUCGUGUGAGGACAACUGAUCCCGAUUGUAUAAGGCUGGAUCGCGGAUAUGGAGCGGAGGCGCGGCCACCGGUCGCCAUCUUACUGUAGUCCAAACAGAGACCACAGCGAUCAUGGCAGCUUGUUGCAGUUACGGCUGUACCAAUAUCCAGAGAGUGUACAGGGCCUAAAUUUCCACAGGUGAGUCAUUCGUUAUCAGGGAAGAAAUUGGCGUUCAUUCUGUAGACUCAUUUGACAAUUAUGAAGUGUUUCUUUUCCCGAAGCCAGCACU